UCGCUCUCUCUCUCUCUCUCUCUCUCUCUCUCUCUCUCUCGUCUGUCUUCGUCACAUGGCAGACCCACCUCGCGUGCAGCAAGGAGACCAACUACCAACGGUCCCAACCAGUCAUCUGCGCCAAGUAGACCCAGCUUCAACGGACGUUACACGCCCAUCUUCUCACGUGCCAAGAGCCGACGACCCACCCUCUUACGUGCGCCAGGGAGACCAACUACCUUCCACGUGCGAAGACGAAGGCCCGUCGCGCAAGAAACCACCACCGCUCCCGCCGCCGAUCCUGACACCCACCGUCGGAGAUGGGAAACACCCCGUCUAUCGGGGCAUCCGUUGCCGGAGCGGGAAAUGGGUGUCUGAAAUCCGGGAGCCGCGUAAGACCACACGCAUAUGGCUCGGCACAUAUCCAACGCCCGAGAUGGCGGCCACGGCUUAUGACGUGGCAGCGCUUGCCCUCAAAGGCGCUGACGCCGUUCUCAACUUCCCGGACUCCGCUCGCUCCCAUCCUUCCCCGACCUCCGUCUCGCCGUCCGACAUCCGCGUAGCGGCGGCCUCCGCCGCCGCUUCGAUGCUCCCGAAGCCGGAAACUGACGACAAGCCGGUUCUCCGGCGGCCGGCGGGAGAUGAGGGAGCGGCGCCCAGCCAGCCGGCUCCCGGGGGAGAAUUCCUGGACGAGGAGGCCCUGUUCGACAUGCCUAAUCUACUGGUGGACAUGGCGGAGGGCAUGCUCGUCAGCCCGCCGAGGAUGGAUUCGCCAUCAUCUGAUGACUCGCCGGGAAAUUCUGACGUCGAAAGCCUAUGGAGCUACCGUUAAAUGGUCGGCCCCACAACACAAACACAUACAAAACUUGAAAUGGAAAUGAAUUAACGAAGCAGUCAAUUGAAAAACGUGAUCGACGGUCAGAAAUUAGAACGAGAUUUCAGAUACGAAGGUUGGAGAUGCUUCGAUUUUGAUCGCUGACUAUUGGCAUGACAUUACACUGAAUUUCAGUAUAUACGAGAUAUGCACGUUACUCGUUAGUCUUGAUUCUAUUUCUAUUUAUUGUUUUGAGUUUGUGCGCA
This is a messenger RNA of Magnolia sinica, 1059 nucleotides long. Its product is annotated as ethylene-responsive transcription factor ERF027-like. The transcript has a single exon. Lineage: Eukaryota; Viridiplantae; Streptophyta; Magnoliopsida; Magnoliales; Magnoliaceae. Bases 56 to 811 code for a protein of 251 amino acids. Gene Ontology annotation, molecular function: DNA-binding transcription factor activity; DNA binding. The record is from RefSeq and is a predicted model, not a curated record. Gene Ontology annotation, biological process: regulation of DNA-templated transcription.